GCCUCUCGGUUUGCGUCGUUGUUUCCUGUGUUGACUUCUGUUGUCUUCUUCGUUCCUUGCUCUCCCAGGUCCCGAGGCCGCCGCGCGUCUGCCGGGGAAGCAUGGCGAUGAAGGCCGUGUGUGUGCUGAAGGGCGACGGUCCGGUGCACGGCACCAUUCACUUCGAGCAGAAGGCAAGCGGUGAACCAGUUGUGGUGUCAGGACAAAUUCAAGGAUUAACUGAAGGCGAGCAUGGGUUCCACGUCCAUCAGUAUGGGGACAACACACAAGGCUGUACCAGUGCAGGACCUCAUUUUAAUCCUCACUCUAAGAAACAUGGCGGUCCAGCGGAUGAAGAGAGGCAUGUUGGAGACCUGGGCAAUGUGACUGCUGGAAAGGAUGGGGUGGCCAAUGUGUCCAUUGAAGAUCGUGUGAUCUCACUCUCAGGAGAGCAUUCCAUCAUUGGCCGUACAAUGGUGGUCCAUGAGAAACAAGACGACUUGGGCAAAGGUGGAAAUGAAGAAAGUACAAAGACUGGAAAUGCUGGAAGCCGCUUGGCUUGUGGUGUGAUUGGGAUUGCCCAGUAAACAUUCCCUAUGUGCUCUGAGUUUCCAGCUCAUCUUCUAUCCUGCUCAACUGUAGAAAAAAAUCAAACAUUAAACUGUAAUAUUAACAGA
This is a messenger RNA of Apodemus sylvaticus (European woodmouse), 656 nucleotides long. It is a transcript of the gene Sod1, whose product is annotated as superoxide dismutase 1. Lineage: Eukaryota; Metazoa; Chordata; Mammalia; Rodentia; Muridae. Gene Ontology annotation, cellular component: mitochondrion; peroxisome; nucleus. Bases 102 to 566 code for a protein of 154 amino acids. The transcript has 5 exons. The record is from RefSeq and is a predicted model, not a curated record. Gene Ontology annotation, biological process: removal of superoxide radicals. Gene Ontology annotation, molecular function: superoxide dismutase activity; copper ion binding.